CUGCCUUGGUCGUCUGGGAGACUGCCCCGAAUGUGCGAUGGGUGAUGAGCAGUACUGCGCCCACAAGAUCGUCGGUACCUACAACAAUGUUCACCUGAAUGGCGGCAAGUCUUACGGUGGAUAUGCUCUGUACAACCGCACCCCGUCUCACUUUGUUAUUAAGAUCCCCGACAGCAUCCCUUCGGCGCAGGCCGCCCCUAUGCUGUGUGGUGGUGUCACCCUAUUCAGUCCCUUGAAGCACCACAACUGUGGUCCCGGCAAGCGCGUGGGUAUCAUUGGUGUUGGUGGAUUGGGCCACUUCGGUGUGCUUUUGGCCAAGGCCAUGGGUGCUGAUAAGGUGGUUGCUAUCUCCCGCAAGACUGGCAAGGCCAAUGAUGCGCUGGCUAUGGGUGCCGAUCUCUAUGUUGCUACGGAUGAUGAGCCGGACUGGGCUACCAAGUAUGCCCGGUCUCUGGAUCUGAUUGUCUGCACUGUUUCCUCGACCAAGAUGCCCAUGACCGAGUACCUGGGCCUGCUUGCGACGGGCGGUGCCCUGGUCCAGGUCGGACUUCCUGAUGACGGUGUUCUCCUGGCCCCUGUCGGCAAGCUGCAGCGUCGCCUGAAGGCCACCAGCUCCUUUAUCGGCAGCCCCAACGAGAUCCGUGAGAUGUUCCAGCUUGUUGCUGAGAAGGGAGUCAAGGCCUGGAUUGAAGAGAUCCCGAUGAAGGACGCCAAUCAGGCCAUUGUGGAUAUGCACGCGGGCAAGGCGCGGUACCGUUAUGUGCUGGUGAAUGAGCAGUGAUAUGAUGAUGGUGAUGAUUUACGAUGUAUGGAGUUGUUGGAGUUUAGUUGGAGAAGAGGACAGCGAUGUUGCACAGAAAUAGAUAGAGAUAGAGAUAGAGACUAAAAUGAUACCAUUUUCGUUG
This is a messenger RNA of Aspergillus piperis CBS 112811, 905 nucleotides long. Its product is annotated as NAD(P)-binding protein. Gene Ontology annotation, biological process: alcohol metabolic process. Bases 38 to 781 code for a protein of 247 amino acids. The record is from RefSeq and is a predicted model, not a curated record. NCBI's taxonomy places the organism in Eukaryota, Fungi, Ascomycota, Eurotiomycetes, Eurotiales, Aspergillaceae. The transcript has 2 exons. Gene Ontology annotation, molecular function: alcohol dehydrogenase (NADP+) activity.